Molecule: messenger RNA, 1906 nt
Organism: Spodoptera frugiperda (fall armyworm)
Lineage: Eukaryota; Metazoa; Arthropoda; Insecta; Lepidoptera; Noctuidae
Product: sodium channel protein Nach-like
Exons: 1
Coding region: 113-1462 (449 amino acids)
Biological process (GO): sodium ion transmembrane transport
Cellular component (GO): membrane
Molecular function (GO): ligand-gated sodium channel activity
Source: RefSeq, a predicted model, not a curated record
UCCUUUCGUGCGAUCGUUAAACCCCUGCAUUAUAUAAAUAACAGCCCUAUUUCCAACCUUCCAUUCCGACUCUGAUUACGUUGCUGUUAAAACCAAAUAACAGUUCUCCAUAAUGAAGAUACAACUAGUCAAUAAAAUCUUAGAGCACAUACUGUUGUUGUACCGGCGAAUGAAAUAUACUUGUAGGAAUCUCACGGUACACGGCCCCAGCUACCUCGUCCGUAAAGACGUACACAUCGUCUACAGAAUUAUAUACUUCAUUAUAUACGUGCACGUGUGGAUCAUAGCCGUCGCUACAAUACGCAAGUACUACGAUCAUUAUCAAGAAAACACCAUUCGCUUCACGACGCGCACUGAUUACCUCGACUGGAAUACGACAUUUGCUUCAGUUACCGUUUGCGAGAUUGCAAACAUUGAGAAAAUAUGGACACUUAGCAAGCUAUUCGACAUGCAAGAAGGAGAUAAGUACGAUCGAUUCCUCGCCGAAAUUAUAUUCUUCAGUGGCACUUGUUUCAGUUGCACGUCAUCAUGCUCAAACACAACAUUGUGUUCACGUGAUUAUUCCGCAAUAGUGUCAAAGUUCCGCACGCCCUGCAAACACCUCUUCAAAUCAUGUAAAUGGAAUGGCCGCGAUAUUAACUGCUGUAAACAUUUCAAACCUCUUCAAACGGAAUACGGGACGUGCUAUUCAAUUAACAACAAGCACGUUGGCGGAAAUCACAAAAUGUUUUUCACGUCCGCCCUAACAAAAAACCCAGAGGCGGGAGUUCUCGAAAUAACUCUAUCACAAGAUUACGAGUCAUUCAUCCAUUCACCUGAGGACAUACCCUUUUGGAAUAUGGAAUAUGAUCGUAGAAUAACGACGCUGUAUGGAGCCGAAGCUACUGUGAGGUUUUCAAUUAUGGAUGUGGUGAAUGAGCCGGAAGUACCUUUGAUCGCUCCUGAGGUACGUCAAUGCAGAUUCCCUGACGAGGUUCCAGGAAGCUACAUAGCUUUCAAGCAAUACAGCUAUUCUGUGUGUAUUAUUCAAUGUCGGAUCGAGGCCCAACUGAAGCUUUGUAACUGUACACAUCACUUAUCUCCGGUCCAAUACAAAGAUCGAUACUGCGGCUUGGAGGGAUUAAAGUGUUUAACGAAACAUUACCAAACGUUGAGGAAGCUGCAAGUUCCGGGCACGAACGAAACGGGUUUGAACUGUGAUUGUUUACCUUCGUGCACGGAGCCGGAUUAUAACGUGGUGUCGAAGAAGUUGCUUGAGCCUGAAAAGGAGUUAAAAGUUAAGCCUGCCCGGUUCAUACUGAAUAAUAGACCUUACCAGCGAGUUACUCGGCAGGUUGCGCGCACCACGCUAGACUUGGUCGUUGCUAUAGGAAAUUGUUUUGGUCUUUGCUUUGGCGGAUCAUUGUUAUCGAUCGUUGAAAUAAUUUACUAUCUGUGUUUUAAACGCUGGAAGUUUGCGUAAAUAUUAUAGCAAAUGUUUUAUUUCAAGUUAACAAAGUUUCGUCGUUAAGUUUGCGGUUUUUAUGCACCAAGUUUUCCUCAAUAAAUGUAGCGAGUGAUGCUGAUGUAGUAAACCAGUAAUACGAGUAUACAAAUAGAAUUUACGAAAGAAAUUUAUCGAAGCCAGCUGUUGGCCCAUUUCAGUUAAGUCCAUUCGUCCGAAACUCGGGCAGACAAAGUCGGUAAAUAAGUUUCGUAAAGCGGCAAGUUACACGUUCGCCGUUAAUAUUAGCAACAGAAAUAGUUUGCGGAUGAUGUUUGUUAUUAGUUUUUAUGUGUUACUGCUGUUUGGAAGUAGUUACGAAUGUUGGAGCUGUUGUUCAUUGUUGUAUCAUAUUGUCUUAGUACGAAUUACUGUUGUAAAGAAUUGAUAUUUUUGCGGUUUCUUUUUACUUCUUCAACCCUU